AUGACAAAUUAUCUUAAAGUCUAAUAAGAAUCAGAAAUACGUUAAUCAAAUGAAUAUUCUCAGUCAAGAGAGCUAUAAUUCUUCCCUACUCAGCAAUUAGCUUGUCCAACAUGCAUCUCUAGAUAUAAACAAGCAUCAUAUUGCUUAAAAGCUUAAACUAUCGAGUACUGUUGCUCUCCUUUUGAUAAUUCUACUAAUUGCAAUACAAAUUCAACUAAUGGAGUAGUUUGCUCUCCAAGAUAAGAUAUCUCAGGUGUAUUCAUAAACUCAUAUUGCAAAGGAGCAUCUUCUCCUACUUCAUGUGGAGUGGAUAGUUUAGAGUUGAUUGCUUCUGAUUCCACAAAAACAGUUAAUGUCAGUAGUCUACCCUUUUCUGUCAAAGUGCAAAAUAGUCUCAGCUAUUUAGCUUGCUAUUAUCAUAUAAAACCUCUUCAAUACACUUGGAAAAAUGGAGCUUAAAUUAAAGUCAAAAUUGAAAAGGCAGGAAACGUCUCUGCUUAUCUUUUCGGAGGAACAUCAAGAGAUAAUGCUUCUAUUUCAAUUAUUGCUAAUAAUGCAACUGCUACAGUUAGUACUGAAUAUACAGUGGACGCAAGCACUGAGAUCAUUAUCGUUGUAAAUCCAAAUCUUAAUUAGGCAAUUACAAGCUUUACCUUUUCUUUCUCAAUAUCAGGUUCUUAAUAUAGCUGGUGGGAAAAGUUGAUUAUGGGGCCUAAUGGGCAAAUUUACUUCUGGGUUGCUAUCGGUUGUGGUGCUUUAAUUGUCUUUGUUUUGCUAGCAGUGAUAAUUUUCUUGAUUGUUAGAUGCUGUAGAAAAAGUUCAUAAGUAGGAAAUGAUGAUGGUGAAAGAAAUCACACAGAUGGAAGUAAUAAACAAUUUGGGAAGUAACCGUCACUUAAUGGUAAAAAUAGAGGGAAUCCAAGUAGUGGAGAUGAUGACUUUACUAUUCGGUACCAAAACGAGAAUACCACUUUUGACAAUAAAGCUAUAAUAGGUCCAAGUUAAGGAAGGCCAGUUAUUUAGAAAUAUGAUGCAGCUCCUUUAGUUAAUGGACCAGGUGGAACAAAAGAGGAUGAGUACUACUCAAAUCCUUUCUUACCUUAGAACAUUUAGAAAAACAAGUAAAACAAUAUGGGUAACAAAAGUAACGAUAUGGGAAAUAGAGGAAGAAGAUGA
Molecule: messenger RNA, 1176 nt
Organism: Stylonychia lemnae
Lineage: Eukaryota; Ciliophora; Spirotrichea; Sporadotrichida; Oxytrichidae
Source: the annotation of a GenBank genome assembly